This is a messenger RNA of Drosophila persimilis, 894 nucleotides long. It is a transcript of the gene lin-52, whose product is annotated as protein lin-52 homolog. The record is from RefSeq and is a predicted model, not a curated record. The coding region runs from base 78 to 554 and encodes 158 amino acids. NCBI's taxonomy places the organism in Eukaryota, Metazoa, Arthropoda, Insecta, Diptera, Drosophilidae. The transcript is spliced from 4 exons. Gene Ontology annotation, cellular component: DRM complex. Gene Ontology annotation, biological process: regulation of DNA-templated transcription.
UCCCUAGGACUCUAGAAAAUAUUUCUGUGGCGCGACGCAAUUUUUGUAGCCGUUCUCAAAGGUAGUGCUGUUCCAAAAUGAGCACUAAACCGGACUUAAACCAUUCGGAUCUGAGCAUAGAACUGCUGGCUCCAGAAACAAUACUAAAAACUGACGACGAUGUAGCAUCGGGGCCCAUAUUGACACAGCAACAGCAGAAAAAAGUGGCGGAGGAUCCAGCCGGCUCCUCUAAGCCGGACGAGCUCAUUUCGCUAGAGACGCUCCGCGAAUCGCCAGUGCAAUGGCCCGAGAGAUUCCCUGGCAUGGAUGAAUUCCUCACAAUGUGCGAUACACCUAUGUACUUACCCAGCGUUGAGCCCAUUUCCACCUUAACCGCCGAGGACAUGGCAAAAAUAAACCGUCUGUCAAAGAUGGCGCCCGAUGAAUUGAUCGCGAAGAUCAAGAGCAUGCAUGAUGAAAUCUAUCAACUGGGCCUUUUAGAGGCCAAGGAGAUGUCCCGAGGCAAGCUGUUGGAAAUCUUCGAUCGCGAUCGUAAUCCCAAGCGUCACACCUGACCCAAAUUACGCCAUUUAAGAGGCGUAUGGGAUGGGACCACCCUCAGACCUUUUUCUGGUGCCCAUCCGAAGAAUCCUUAGCUCUUAGUAUAUCUUUUUUUGUUAAUACAUACCUACCCUAUACAACGCGUGUUUGAACCUUUGUAGAUUGCACGCCUACCGACCAGCAAAAUAAUAUUAUUUCUAUUGUUAAUUUAUGGCGAUAAUGGUUGCAACAUUAUACAGUGCCUGCAAAAAAUAUUACUACAUUGCACGCGCCGACCACCGAAAGAAAACUAUUUAUAAGAAAAAUUGAUUGCAACCGUAACGUUUAUGUUUAUUAAAGCAUUGAUUACAUGGA